AUGGAAGGGACAAGUCCUGCAAUAUGGAGUUCAGGCCAAUGCCCUAAACAACACAGAGGAAUCCUGAGGAGAGCUGUGUUCUCUGAGCAGCAGAGGAGAGAACUUGAGAAAAUGUUCCGCAGACAGAAAUAUAUCAGCAAGACAGAUCGCAACCGACUGGCCACAGAUCUCUGUCUGAAGGAAACACAGGUAAAGAUCUGGUUUCAGAACCGCAGAAUGAAGUGGAGGAACUCAAAGGAGAGAGAAAGCCUGAGCUCACGGCCACCUAUGGAAGAGCUCCUGCUUAGGAGCGUCCCAGAAAAAGGAGAAAUGGCGCAUACACAAACAUUCCCCAGAGUAGAGCGUCACACAUCCCAAACACAUGCUGACAAACACUUGAGAGAUCACACACAUCUGGCUGCUAACAAUGUUCAGAGAUAAGUGAUGUGUACACUUCAGUCAAAUCUUUUUGAACACUUGGAGUUUGUUUAAAUAGCGCCACAUUACUAUUAGUAUCACACAGAAAAAGGAGAAAAAUGAAACAAGUGUUCCACCAGAGACACCUAAAUCUUUAUUUUUUUUUUAAAGGACUUAUUAACUCUCAGAUCCUAAUGGGAACCAUAAGAAAAUUAAGCCUACAGAUGAAAGAUUCUGUGCUAGUAUGACUGUGUAGUAUGCUACAAUAUUAGUGAUCAAGGUAAAGAUUGCUCUCAUUAACAUAAUUUUAGAGUGUUUAUGAAGACACCACUGUUUAACCUCUCAAAAGCCCCACUUAUUUUUCAGUUAUUCAUCUAGAAAAGCAAUACAACAUUAUUCAGCCUUCAGGGCGAAUUAUUCAGUAACUAGAGUAAACCUAACAGGAGAG
This is a messenger RNA of Ictalurus furcatus (blue catfish), 844 nucleotides long. RefSeq names its product developing brain homeobox 2 (gene dbx2). The record is from RefSeq and is a predicted model, not a curated record. Gene Ontology annotation, molecular function: DNA binding; DNA-binding transcription factor activity, RNA polymerase II-specific. Gene Ontology annotation, biological process: regulation of transcription by RNA polymerase II. The coding region runs from base 1 to 420 and encodes 139 amino acids. The transcript is spliced from 3 exons. NCBI's taxonomy places the organism in Eukaryota, Metazoa, Chordata, Actinopteri, Siluriformes, Ictaluridae.